AUGCUUACCAGAUUCCUCCGCUCCGGACUCCGCCCCCAACUCAGAUGUCUCUCCCAACAGACGCCUCACAUCGAAGAGGAAUAUUUUGAGGAUUUCGAGUCACAAGUGGCGACGAAAGAUCCAGAAGACGUCGUCGUCAAGGGAUUCUCGACUUCAGAUGAUUUGGAUUUCGUGGGGAAUGUAGUUGGGGCGUUGACGAAGCAAAGAGCGAAGGAUUUGUUCGUUGUGAGGUCAGAGGAGAAGGAGAUGACACCGUAUAGUCAUCGGAUAAUCUGCUCUGUCUUCAACUCGCGUCAAGCGGCGGCAAUCUCUGAAAAUCUCCGAUCAAUACUGAAAAUAGAUGGGAAUACGGUAUCAAAUGGAAUAUUGUCACACGUGAAGAAGAGUACGAAGAGAAGCAACGGAUGGUAUGUCAGUGAGAUCGAUAGGGUUCAGAUCCACGUGAUGAGUGAAGAGUGUCGUGAGAAGUACGAUCUGGAGGCGAUUUGGGCGGGCGACGAUCGGAUUCUGGAGGAGAUUGAUGAGUUGAAACAGAAGACGUUGUUGCCACCGCAGAGGAGAUAA
Caenorhabditis remanei is the source of this 564-nucleotide messenger RNA. RefSeq lists its product as uncharacterized. The transcript has 3 exons. Gene Ontology annotation, cellular component: mitochondrion. NCBI's taxonomy places the organism in Eukaryota, Metazoa, Nematoda, Chromadorea, Rhabditida, Rhabditidae. Gene Ontology annotation, molecular function: ribosomal large subunit binding. Gene Ontology annotation, biological process: negative regulation of ribosome biogenesis; negative regulation of translation. The coding region runs from base 1 to 564 and encodes 187 amino acids. The record is from RefSeq and is a predicted model, not a curated record.